Messenger RNA from Penicillium daleae, 870 nucleotides. Its product is annotated as glycosyl hydrolase family 79 C-terminal domain-containing protein. Lineage: Eukaryota; Fungi; Ascomycota; Eurotiomycetes; Eurotiales; Aspergillaceae. The coding region runs from base 1 to 870 and encodes 289 amino acids. The transcript has 3 exons. The record is from RefSeq and is a predicted model, not a curated record.
AUGGUGACUGAAGACGCGUAUAAGUAUGUUGCUCCUUCAUUUGCGGGUACCGCGAAUCGUUUGGAUGCUGUGAAGACCUGGCAAGCUAGUCUUGAUACCGAUAAGGAUAUUGGACUGAACUCUAUGCACAACUAUAUGGGCGGCGCGACUUCUCCAGGUGUUACAUUGGCUCACACUCUCAUGAACCAUACUGCGGUCGUCUACAGUGUUACGCAACACGUUAAUAUUCUGAAUAAGUUAGAAGACCAGGGACUGACUACCGGAGUCCCCUAUAUCCUGGGUGAGAUGAAUUCUCUCUACCACCAGGGCGCCCCGGGUCUAUCGGACUCCUCUGGUGCCGCGCUAUGGGGCGUCGACUUCAACCUCUAUUGUGCCUCCCAAAACAUUCGUCGCACGCACAUGCACCAGGGAACCAACUAUCGCUACGCAUCUUGGGAACCUAUUGAAACCAACAGUACAAGCAUCGGUACCAAGGCACCCUACUACGGCAAUGCCAUGGUGGCCGCAAUGCUGAGUGGUAAGGGAGGCGAGAGCGUUCAGGUGGUCAAUCUCCCUCUGGCUGGAGAAACCGAAGCUGCCUAUGCUGCGUACGUCAACGGGCAGCUAUCGCGCAUUGCCAUGCAGGAGUAUAAUUCCACAGAGCCAUCUCGAGGAUCCGCCACUUAUCAGUUCUCUCGGCUGCUGGCAGAUGGAAGCGACGCUAUCUCGGGUAUCACUUGGGAUGGUUGGUCAUACAACUAUGAAUUGAAGGGUGGCAAACCCGUUCGCUUGUCGAAUAUCACGAUUGGUGAGACUGUGAGCGCGGAUUCUAACGGGUUUGUGCAACUGGAGGUGCCGUUCUCGAGUGCUGCGAUUUUGAACUUGAUUUGA